This is a messenger RNA of Venturia canescens, 4955 nucleotides long. RefSeq names its product xanthine dehydrogenase rosy (gene ry). Gene Ontology annotation, molecular function: 2 iron, 2 sulfur cluster binding; iron ion binding; FAD binding. The transcript is spliced from 23 exons. Lineage: Eukaryota; Metazoa; Arthropoda; Insecta; Hymenoptera; Ichneumonidae. Bases 618 to 4718 code for a protein of 1366 amino acids. The record is from RefSeq and is a predicted model, not a curated record.
AGUUUAUAGUAUAUUCUGAGUUACACACAGAGUGCGUGUGUUGCGUUGACAAAUGUUUGUUCGCUACGGUUUCCAGUGAUAAAAGUCUUAUGACCUUGCAUAUGUUUCAUAAUCACAUUUGUUACGUAUGUGUUUUCUUAAAAAGAUUGUGAAGGGAGAUGUGAAAAAUUGAGAUUCCGAGGAAGGGAGCAUAUCUGGGACUCGUCAAUCCGAUCAACUGCGCAGAUCCAAUCGUGCGAAUGCAUGUUUUAUGUUCAAUAUUUUUUCCGGUACAGGCUCUUUCGAAACGUCUGAACCUAUGUAAUACUUGGAUCAUUCGUUCCGUUUUUGAUUGGGUUCGUUUAACAUGUGAUGAGUGCUCUGGAGACAAUCAUUGAGGAACAAUUGUGUUUAUUCAUGAAUUGUGUUUAUUCGUGUGUUAACAUUCAUUACAAAAGUUGUUGCCAACGAGUUAAUUCAGCAGUGCGUGAUCGAUUGUAAUUUACGGUUGUUCAUCAACCAAAAUCCCCGAUUGAUUCAGUGAGCAACUCAAAGUGUUUUUAUAAAUCAACGAGAGGGACUCUCAUCAGAUUUUGAAAAUUGAAAAAGGAAUUGGAAACAAAACGGAAAACAUAAAAAUGAAUGGAUUGACAACCGAAGCCAGUGGAGAAAUGGAGGCAAGUGGUAAAAGCGAACAAACGUUUCAUGAAUUGAAAGAAUUCCAUACCCUAGUAUUUUACGUCAAUGGCCAAGAGAUCGUGGAUGCCGCGGUGGAGCCUGAGUGGACUCUGCUUCAUUAUCUCCGCAAUAAACUACGGCUGUGCGGCACGAAAUUGGGCUGUGCAGAAGGAGGUUGUGGGGCUUGUACCGUCAUGGUGUCACGAAUUGAUCGUACCACUGGGAAAAUUUUUCAUUUAGCAGUGAAUGCAUGUCUUGCACCCGUCUGCAGUUUUCAUGGAAUGGCGAUUACGACGGUCGAAGGAAUCGGCAGUACCAGAACAAAGUUACAUCCGGUACAAGAGAGAAUAGCGCAAGCUCACGGUUCACAAUGCGGUUUUUGUACUCCUGGUAUUGUAAUGUCGAUGUACGCUUUACUGCGUUCGAUUCCAAAACCUACAAUGGGAAAUCUGGAAAUCGCGUUUCAAGGAAAUUUGUGUCGAUGCACUGGCUACAGACCGAUCAUCGAAGGAUUCAAAACGUUUACGGAAGAUUGGGAACUUUCACAAUUGUCAUCGAAGUUUAUCGGAAGAGAAUGCGAUAAUGGAACGAAGAUGUGUGCUCUUGGAGAUGCUUGUUGCAAAAAAGCAUUCACGUCUGAGCCUACAGAGGUUUUCAAUGUGAAAGAAUUCUGUCCCUACGAUCCAACGCAAGAAGCAAUAUUUCCUCCGAAAUUAUCACUCUCAUCGGAAUUAGAUGGUCAAUAUCUCGUUAUCAAAGGAAAACAGGUUACUUGGUACAGACCAACAAUACUCGAACAAGUUUUACUUCUGAAGAAAAAAUAUCCGAAUGCAAAAGUGAUCGUUGGAAACACAGAAGUUGGCGUUGAAGUAAAAUUCAAACAUUUAACGUAUCCGAUAUUGAUAAAUCCUAUGCAAGUCCAGGAAAUGCGAGAAAUUACGAAACUCAGCAAUGCAAUACAUAUCGGUGCAAGCGUCACUCUUACGGAAAUGGAAGAAGCGCUCAGAAAACAAGUACAAAUAGAACCAGAAUUUCGAACAAGAAUAUUUUUGGAAGUGGCGAACAUGAUGCACUGGUUUGCUGGAAAGCAAAUCAGAAACGUGGCAGCGAUUGGAGGAAACAUAAUGACCGGAAGUCCGAUAUCCGAUCAAGUUCCUGUGCUGAUGGCUGCGAAUGCAAAAUUGACUUUUUCGAGUCUAAUUCGAAAAACGAGAACAGUUUUAUUAGACCAUACGUUUUUCGUGGGUUAUCGUCGAAACGUUGCUUUAUCGGACGAGAUAUUGGUUUCCAUUGAAAUUCCAUAUACCAACAGUUCUCAAUAUUUUGUUGCUUACAAACAAGCUAAAAGACGCGACGAUGAUAUUGCAAUUGUUAACAUGGCAUUGAACGUAACUUUUAAGCCUGAAACGAAUGAAAUCGUGGAAGCUCGAUUGGCUUAUGGCGGGAUGGCACCCACAACCAAAUUGGCUGUUGAGACGUGUCGCCAAAUGGUCGGAAAAAAAUGGGAUAAUGAAAUGUUGGAAUCAUCUUACCAGUCACUAGUCGAAGAAUUCCCUUUGCCUGACAAUGUUCCAGGAGGACAAGUUCAUUAUCGUCGUUCCUUGACGCUCAGUUUAUUCUUCAAGGCUUUUAUUGAAAUAAUGAAGCAAAUGCAUCGAAAUUUACCGGGACUUCAACCACUGCCUCGGGAAUUGAUUUCAGCUUCGGAAAGUUUUCAUUACGUGAUACCGAAAAGCUCGCAAUAUUAUCAAGUGUCAUCAAAGAACCAAAACCCUGAUGAUUUGAUUGGAAGACCAAUCGUGCACGCUAGUGCUUACAAGCAGGCAACAGGUGAGGCAGUUUAUUGCGACGAUAUUCCUCAAUUUACUGACGAAUUGUACAUGGCACUUGUACUGGCGACCAAAGCACAUGCGAAUAUAGUCAAAAUCGAUCCCUCGGAAGCAUUGGCCGUUGAAGGCGUCGUGGCAUUUUUUAGUGCUGAAGAUAUUCCAGAACGUCAAAGAUGGGUCGGUCCUGUCAUGCACGACGAAGAAGUUUUCGUCUCGAAAACGGUCACGAGUCAAGGACAAUCCGUGGGAGCUAUUGUGGCUGUUAAUCAAUCUACUGCACAGAAAGCAGCGAGAAUGGUCCAUGUCGAGUACGAAGAACUUCAACCCAUCAUCGUCACGAUUGAGGAUGCCAUAAAAGCAAGUUCUUUUAUUCCUGGUUCACCAAGACGAAUCGUAAAAGGAGACACUGAAAAAGCUUUCACUGAAUCGGAUCACAUUCUCGAAAACGAAGUACGGAUGGGUGGACAGGAACAUUUUUAUCUCGAAACCCAUUCAUCUCUCGUUAUUCCCAAAGAAGUUGACGAGUUGGAAGUAUAUGCGUCCACUCAGCAUCCAUCGGAAAUCCAAAAAUUGAUUUCCCAUGUACUUCAUAUACCAAUCAACAGGAUUAACGUUCGUGUUAAACGUCUUGGCGGCGGUUUCGGAGGCAAAGAAUCCAGGGGAAUGUUGGUCGCUCUACCGGCUGCCUUCGCUGCUCACCGAUUACGAAGACCGGUACGUUGCAUGUUGGACCGGGAUGAAGAUAUGAUGAUAAGCGGUGGACGACAUCCGUUCAUGUUCAAAUAUAAAGUGGGUUUUACCAAGGAGGGUCUCCUCAAAGUUGUCGAAAUUUAUAUAUACAAUAAUGCCGGCUACUCCAUGGAUUUGUCACACUCGGUUUUGGAACGUGCUAUGUUCCACUUUGAGAACGCCUACAAAGUACCUGUUUCCAAUGUUUACGGAUAUGGAUGCAUUACCAACUUGCCAUCGAACACAGCUUUUCGGGGAUUUGGAGGACCUCAAGGAAUGUUCGCCGCUGAAAAUAUCAUGUGGGAUGUUGCCAAUUAUCUUGGAGUUGAAAUGGCAAAAUUGUCAGAGCUGAAUCUUUACAAAGAAGGUGACACGACGCACUACAAUCAAACUCUUAUAAAUUGCCAUUUAAAAGAGUGUUGGAUCGAGUGUAUAUCAUCGGCCAAUUAUGCUGAGAGAUCGGCAGCGAUAAAAGUAUACAACAAAGAGCAUCGUUACAAGAAAAAGGGAAUUGCAGUAAUACCAACGAAAUUUGGAAUAGCUUUUACAGCAUUAUUCUUGAAUCAAAGUGGGGCUCUUGUGCACGUUUAUACGGAUGGUUCUGUGUUGAUAAGUCAUGGAGGAACGGAAAUGGGACAGGGCUUGCAUACCAAAAUGAUACAGGUAGCGAGUAGAAUACUGAAGGUGAAUCCUGACAAAAUUCACAUAUCAGAAACUGCGACUGAUAAAGUACCAAACACUUCAGCAACUGCAGCGAGUGCUGGAUCAGAUUUGAACGGAAUGGCUGUAAUGAAUGCCUGUAACAAAAUAAUGAAACGGAUAAAACAUAUAAUCGAUGCUAGUCCAGACGAUACUUGGGAACAGUGGGUCUCGAAAGCAUACUUCGAACGGAUCGGUCUGUCAGCAACCGGCUUUUAUAAAACACCCGAUAUUGGAUAUUCUUUUGAAACAAAUUCUGGACAUCCUUUCAAUUAUUACACUUAUGGAGUAGCCUGCACCGAAGUUGAGAUUGAUUGUUUGACUGGGGAUCACCAGGUAUUGCGGACCGAUAUAGUAAUGGAUUUAGGGAACAGCCUGAACCCGGCAAUAGACAUUGGCCAAGUUGAGGGUGGAUUCAUGCAGGGUUACGGAUUAUUUACCCUUGAAGAGCUUAUUUACUCGCCAACAGGAACAAUGUAUAGUCGAGGACCUGGAGCUUACAAGCUUCCUGGUUUUACAGACAUACCUCAAGAAUUCAACGUCUCUCUGUUGAAAAAUGCUUCAAAUCCACGAGCUGUGUAUUCAUCAAAGGCUGUCGGAGAACCUCCCCUAUUUCUCGCAUGUUCAGCAUUCUUUGCCAUUAAGGAAGCAAUCAAAGCAGCUCGAAACGACGCAAACAUUACAAGGCUCUUUAGAUUAGACUCCCCGGCUACUGCUGCCCGUAUUCGCAUGGGAUGUACUGACCAUUUAACAACAAAGUUUCCGGUACCAGAUAACAAGAAAUCUUGGAACAUUAUCCCUUGAGUUGAAAUGAGUUGGGGAAAAACAAAUCACAUUUUUGUAUAGUUAAGCGUUGCUGUACAAAAUAUUAUUUUAUCGUAGCUAGUUAAUAUAUUUUUCAAAUAUAUAUUACAAAUUUGAAUUAUGCGUUUAUAAUUAUGGAUUUUGUUACUUAAUGAAGUAUGCAACGAUUAAACACUACUUAUACCAGAUUUCUCUACUGUAUCCAAUAAAGCUUGCAAAUUCGUUUCGAAAAGUUCA